Molecule: messenger RNA, 1536 nt
Organism: Pseudozyma flocculosa PF-1
Lineage: Eukaryota; Fungi; Basidiomycota; Ustilaginomycetes; Ustilaginales; Ustilaginaceae
Exons: 4
Coding region: 1-1536 (511 amino acids)
Biological process (GO): transmembrane transport
Cellular component (GO): membrane
Molecular function (GO): transmembrane transporter activity
Source: RefSeq, a predicted model, not a curated record
AUGGCGUCCCCUCACGCCGGCUCGCCCGACACGGCGUCGAUCGAGAAGCGCGAUGAGGCCAAGCUCGAGGGCGGCUACGGCAUCGCCCCCGUCCUCACCUCGGGUCAGCUUUCGAUGGCGCACGACGUCGCGACCACCGUCGCCGACGACCACGAGACAAAGCGGAUCGUACGCAAGAUGGACUGGCAUGUACUGCCCAUCUGUUCCGUUCUCUACCUGUUCAGCUUCCUCGACCGCUCCGCCAUCGGAAACGCGCGCACCCUCGGUAUGAACGCAGAACUCAAGCUGACUGCAUCCCAAUAUGCAGCAGCACUCUCCAUCUUCUUCCUCCUAUACGGUCUCCUCGAGGUUCCAAGCAAUAUCUGUCUCAAACGCUACGGAGCGAAGCUCUGGCUGCCCGCGAUCGUAAUUUGCUGGGGCAUCAUCAUGCUCUGCACCGGGUUUGCGUCCGGAUUCGUCUCUCUGUUCGUUCUGAGGCUUCUGUUGGGCGGAUUCGAGGCAGGACUGUUCCCCGGCGUCAGUUAUCUUCUCACCGUUCUCUAUCCUCGCAAAAACAUCCAAUUACGCGUCGGGAUCUUCUUCUCUGCGGCCACAAUCGCUGGCGCAUUCGGAGGAGCGCUUGCCGCCGGAUUCGCGAAGGUUACAACCUCUCAACUUCAAGGAUGGUCGUUCAUCUUCAUCUUCGAGGGCUUGUUGACCAUCCUCGUAGGGGUCGUCGCGUACUUUGUACUUUUCGACGACGUCAGCAAGGCCAAGUUCCUCUCGACAAACGAGAAGGUCUAUUACGAGGAACGGAUUCGGUUUGACGGCUCAGACAUCCCAAUGAACGACGAGUUCCGGUGGUCCUUCGUCAAGGCGGCCUUUACGGACUGGAAGACGCUCUUUUCGCUGGUGACCUACGUGUCUACCAUCGUCCCCCUUUAUUCUAUCGCGCUCACGUUGCCCGCGAUCCUCAAGACGACGCUCAAGUACCCCGCGAUCGAGAGCAACCUCCUCACCGUGCCGGUCUACACGUUCGCAGCAAUGAUCGUCAUCCUCUUCGCCUUCCUCUCCGACAAGUACCAGAACCGAGCGUUCUUUGUGAUCCUCGGUAACAUCAUGUCGGUGAUUGGCUGGACGAUCUCUCACAUAUACCUGGUCAAGAGCCCAUGGGUUGCCUACGGAGGUCUUUUCAUCGGGGCAGCCGGCGCCUACGGUGGAUUCCCCGGUGUCAUCGCCGCGCUUACUCAGAACCUCGGCGGCAAGACGAAGCGCUCGGUCUCGAUCGCGAUCAACGUCGGCGUCGGCGGCUUCGGCGGUCUCGUGUCGAGCAACAUCUUCUUCCCCCACGAGUCGCCCCAGUACCCGACGGGCCACUACAUCAACAUCGGCCUCGCCUCGCUCGGUGCCGUCUCGGCGCUCUGCAACGUCGGACUCAUCUACCUGGCCAACCAGGCCAAGCAGCGCAAGAUCGACUCGGGCGAGGCCGCCCGCCUGACCAAGGACGAGAUUUCGGACAUGGGCGACGAGUCGCCCUACUUCAAGUACCGCUACUGA